This is a messenger RNA of Tetrahymena thermophila SB210, 1272 nucleotides long. RefSeq lists its product as hypothetical. The transcript has 12 exons. Gene Ontology annotation, cellular component: nucleus; perinuclear region of cytoplasm; cytosol. Gene Ontology annotation, molecular function: small GTPase binding; GTPase activator activity. Gene Ontology annotation, biological process: nucleocytoplasmic transport; activation of GTPase activity. The record is from RefSeq and is a predicted model, not a curated record. NCBI's taxonomy places the organism in Eukaryota, Ciliophora, Oligohymenophorea, Hymenostomatida, Tetrahymenidae.
AUGCUAUCAAAAUGUUCUUAACUCUCAUUUUUAGAACUUAAUUUAUAGAAGAAUUAAAUUUAAGACUUGGGAUUAUCAAAUUUAGUAGAAGGAAUAGCUAAACUCACAAAUCUUUCUACCUUGAAUAUGAUUUUAGGAUAGACUUAAAUUAGUGACUAUGGAUUAUCAAAUUUAGGUACUUAAUUAGGAAAAUGCACUAAUCUAUCUGUCCUUAAACUGACUUUAACUGGAAAUAAUAUAAGAGAUAUCGGAAUUUCAGGCUUAGGUUUUGGAUUAGCAAAUUGCAUAUUACUUACUCAAUUAAAAAUUUGUUUAGCAUUGAAUAAAAUUGAAUCUUUUGGCACAUCUGAUUUUGCUUGUGGAUUAACAAAAUGCACAAAUAUUUCGACUUUGGAGCUAAAUUUGCAUGGAAAUAACAUUUAAGAUAAAGGAACAUAGGGCUUGAGCUCAGAAAUAGCUAAAUGCAGUAAUCUAUCACAUUUAAAACUCAAUUUAGCUUUCAAUAAUAUCUUUCAAGCUGGUGCUUCAGAUUUAGGAUAAGGAUUAUCAAAAUUAACAAAUCUAUCAACUCUAAUACUUAAUUUAGAUUAGAAUAAAAUUCAUAAUGCAGGCUUGUCAGAAUUAUGUUCAGGAUUAGAAAAAUGCAUCAACCUUUCUAAUUUUGUAAUCAAAUUGGCAGUAAAUGAGAUUAGUGAUUAGGGUGCUUCUAACUUAGGUUUACUAAUGUCGAAAUUAAUUCAUAUCUAAAAUUUAGAAAUAGAUUUGUUAUUUAAUUAAAUUGGUGAAUAAGGUGUUUCUGAUUUAAUGUCUGGAUUAGUCUAAUGUACCAAGCUAUAGCAUCUACUAAUUGAUUUAGGAAUUCGUGAUACAAGUGUUCUUUUAUUAGGUCAAUAUUUACCUAAAUUUGUUUAUCUUUAAACUCUGUAUCUUGAUUUAAGGCUAGCUUGUUAUUAUCUUUAUUAUAAACGAGUUCAAUCAGAAAGUGAUUCAGAAGAGAAUUUAGAAGAUGAAGAUGAAGAUGAAGAAGAAGAAGAAGAAGAAGAAGAAGAAAAAGAUAGUGAAGAAAAUGAAGAAUAGGUAUAAAGUGAAGAAGAAAUUGAAAAAUAUGAUAGCUAAGAAGAAUAUGAUGAUGGAAGUCUUAAAAAAAUUGAAGUAAUAGGAAAAAAAGACAAUUAUGAUGAAGUAUUGUAGAAUAAAAGAUGCUUAAUGUAUGUUGCUAAUAAAUUUUAAAACGAUUUACCAUAAAAUGAUAUUUUUUAAUAUUAGGGAUGA